Messenger RNA from Aureobasidium melanogenum CBS 110374, 1230 nucleotides. RefSeq lists its product as uncharacterized. The transcript has a single exon. The record is from RefSeq and is a predicted model, not a curated record. The annotation marks the transcript as partial. Lineage: Eukaryota; Fungi; Ascomycota; Dothideomycetes; Dothideales; Saccotheciaceae.
AAUCCAAUAGCUGCCAUCACCACGCCGGCCUCGUCGACUUUCCUUUCGACUACUGUCGCCCAAGCCGGAACCACGACUCCAGAUGCCGCCCAGUCGUCCUUUUCGUCCUUCUCGUCCGCCGUCGCAUCUUCAGUAUCGUCCGAAGUCUUUUCAUCAGCGUCCCAGGUGGCUAGUACUGUGACCGUCGAGCCGUCCUCAACCAACGUCGUCACUUCGGUCGUAUCUGCCUCUUCACGACCUGCUUCAACCCAACUCAUCACCUCCGUCGUCACUGAAAGCGCUUCGAAUGGCGGUUCAUCCGCCGCCCCCGUCACAGUCGUCGUGACUUCCGUCUAUAUGCCUGAAACAACCACUACCGCUAAAGGCUCUUCGACCUCUUCUGCAGCCAGUUCUUCAUCUUCAGCAGCUGGAAGUCUACCAAACGGCACUACUGGAAAGGGCUCCAACAACAGCCAUGGACUCAGCACUGGUGGCAAAACCGCUAUUGCCGUCGUGGUCCCUGUUGUAGUGGUUGCACUGCUGGUUCUUGCUGGCCUGUUCUUCUGGAGGAAGCGCAAGCAAGGAAAGAUCGCCAAGGAAGAGCGCCGAAAAGAAGUCGAAGAGUACGGCUACAAUCCCAACAACGACCCUACCCUGCCUGUUGUCGCUACUGAUGGAUCUGAAAUGGCCGAGGAUUCCAAUGGCGGCUACCGUGGCUGGGGCAAUACUUCCAUGUCGAACCGCAAGGCUUCAACUACCCUCUCUGGCGGUCAUACCACUGGCCUGAGCGAUACUGGAAGUCAGCCUGGAGGUUUCAUGCCUGGCAGUCCUACUGGCAACAACUUCUCGGACGGACACAGUGGUGAUACUCUCAUGAAUCAGCGUGAAACUUUCAGCAGCGAUGAUCUUGGUGCUCUUGGUGCAGCCCCUGUUGCUGGAGCCCACCGUAACAACAACGAUAUUCGCCGUGGACCUUCCAAUGCCUCCUCCUCUUAUUCUGCCGGCAACCACAGUGAACGUUCCGACGUCUCGGCGGGUAUGGGCCAAUCGAACCAGGCCUACUCGCCUACAGAAAUGUAUGGAGGCAGUUUCGGUGGCUUUGGGCAGCAUGGUCCAUACGGCGAUGGCUCGUAUGGUGGCGGUGACAGUGGUAUGCCGAUCGUUCGUGACGUGAGUGCUAGGAGGAACACACGUAUCGAGGCUGGAGGCAACUACCAGUCAGGAAACAGUGGUAUUGCGCAGAACUUCUGA